Stylophora pistillata is the source of this 525-nucleotide messenger RNA. Its product is annotated as putative ATP-dependent DNA helicase Q1. Gene Ontology annotation, molecular function: ATP binding; 3'-5' DNA helicase activity; nucleic acid binding. Gene Ontology annotation, cellular component: chromosome; cytoplasm; nucleus. NCBI's taxonomy places the organism in Eukaryota, Metazoa, Cnidaria, Anthozoa, Scleractinia, Pocilloporidae. The record is from RefSeq and is a predicted model, not a curated record. Gene Ontology annotation, biological process: double-strand break repair via homologous recombination.
AUGGCGGAAAGAAGGGAUGCUGUUCUUCGCGAGGCUUGUGACCAUUUAUCAAAUAGUUUGAAGUUUACGCUGCAGUUGAAGCCCGAACAGUGUAAUGCUGUGGACUCUUUACAUAAGAAAGAUGAUGUGCUCGCGGUUCUUCCGACAGGAUACGGCAAAAGUCUUAUUUUCCAACUCUUUGCUGUUGCUGUGUCGAUUGAAGGGGAAGAGCGGCAAACUGUGUUGGUUAUUUGUCCUUUGAAAAGCAUCACUGAAGACCAAAUUGCUGAGGCCGGAAGUAUUGGUAUCUCGGCGGCUUCCACAGAGGAUAUCUCGGAAGACGAGUUGCGUGCCGCAAAAUUUCAGCUAAUCUUCGGUUCGGCUGUGACAGUUAUGGAGAAACGAUUCCUCGACAUUAUGAAAGAUAACUGCUCUUCUCUUGACAGAAAGUUGGCCGCAGUUGUGGUGGAUGAGUCCCAUACUGUUGAGAUGUGGACUGGAAAAAGGUAUUAUGUUUCUAACAAAUCCUAUUGGGGAUACUUCUAA